Eruca vesicaria subsp. sativa (arugula) is the source of this 1206-nucleotide messenger RNA. The record is from the annotation of a GenBank genome assembly. NCBI's taxonomy places the organism in Eukaryota, Viridiplantae, Streptophyta, Magnoliopsida, Brassicales, Brassicaceae.
AUGGGUUCAGCAACAAGCACCAUGCAUCACCUCCCAGAGGCGAUACUGACAGAGAUUCUAGCGAGGUUACCCUUAAGAAGCAUCUCUAGAUUCAAAUCCGUUAGCAAAACACUGAAAGCAACACUCGAAUCUGUGUAUUUCAGACGUCUCUUUGUGUCUCUACAUAAGGACUUAUCUUCCUCUUGGUCGCUAAUCUCACCCGGAGGAAAAGAACUGAUAGGGUUCCAUGGAUGCAAGACUUGGGAUCUUCCAAAGUCCCUAGGUUCGUUCAUCUCACUGCCUCUUGGUUAUGACUUUAAGGCUUCUUCCAAUGAAUUGGUUUUGAUUGAAAGACAUGACGGUUGCUCCUAUGUGGGCAAUCCAGUUUUACAACAGUGGGUCAAAAUCCCUCAGCCUCCACCUGAUUACUCUAUUGUUCUUGCUCUGGUGACUCGCGUGGACGAGGACGGCGUCGUUUUGAGUUUUAAAGUGGUUAGGGUAGCUACGGUGGUAUUUGAGAGUUUUAAUCACUCGUGGACCUUGAAUGUGUUUGUGUAUUCCUCUGAGACAGGGAUUUGGACUUCCAAGAUUCUUCACUGCCCUCAUCUAAUCGUAAGCAAUCGUGUUGCUAAGAAUCUAAAUGGCACUAUUUACUGUAUCAAUGGACUUGGAGUAGUAGUAGCUCACGAUUUCUAUUCUGAGUCUGAUCACUUCCUGGUUGUACAUUUACCGGAGAAUUCCAAUCACAGCAGCAACAACAACAACAACGGUGUCUUGACCACAUCCGGAGGGUUCAUCAUGUAUAUGAAAUCAUUAGAACAAGAGAGAAGAACUGUUUUGAAGGUUUGGAGAUUGAAUUACAACGAUAAAUCUUGGCAACUCUUGUAUGAGAUUAAUAGUCUCUGUGGUUUUGUACCCAUAGCGAUGCAUCCAUUUGAUAGUGAUAUUGUCUAUCUAUGCUACCAACAGAGUCAUCGUCGUCAUCUGGUAGCAUGUAACUUGGGGACGGAAACACUCAUCGAUCCAGCUAGAGAAUCUAAUGGAGAUUUUUACAUGAAUCAGUCUUGUUUUGAGGAAUAUAUGGAUAAUUUAAGACCAUCAGAUUGGGACUAUACCGUUGUAAACCGGUUAUUUCAAUCCGUGCUCCCACGGUGGAUGGAACCGGUGCCUCGUCCUCCCCUAGUUGAGAUGAUAGAUACAUCUUCAUUACUUUCUCAAGUUGCAUGA